CGAGAAGCAUUAGUAUACUGUGAAGAGAAGCAACUGAGGUGGACAACCGAGUGACUAAUUUUUUUUUUGACUAGUUUUAGUUUUUUCUACUUCUACGUAAUGGCUACACCUACAACCCAAGCAAACAAUGAAAAUGUAGAAGAAUAAGUCGACUUCUACAACAAGAGCGACAGCGAGCAGGAUGGCAUAAUAGAAACUCGACGGAUGUACGUAGUUCAGUAGAAAUAAGAGAACGAUAGAAUUAUAUAGUUCAACUUCAAUCACUCUUCUAAACGAUAACAAAUAUUUGUAAUACUAGAUUCGGUUUGGUCUUCAACUUCAUGAUCGUCCGAAAAGGUAAAUAAAGUCGAAAUCAGAUUGAUAAUAUAAAUCAAAAUCUUGUUCUUAAUCAUCUCUCUCCCUGUUAGAACACGACAGUUCAAAUGCCGUUGUCAAAACAGAAGCCGAAGCCUUCGGACUUCCGAAAUUCGAGAGCACUGAAAAAAGCCAGGAAGAAGAUCUUUCCGCUCUCGGCGAUGCACAAUGUCCUACCAGCGAUUCCGAAGUUUCUCCAUUUCCUCACUGUGUUGGUUAUUUAUGAAAGGGAAGACAAAGAAGUACUAGAAUUAAUUACAAUUAGUAGAACAGAACUUGUACCCCGACGUCUGCUCCCCGUUCAUACUUUCGAGGCCUUGCACAUUGUCGGGACCGGUGCGCUGCUCACAUUUUGCGUCAUCGAAAUGGCCAGAGUGCAUCGGAAUAUUGUCGUGAGUAAGAUGAAAACAGACACGACUGGCUCUGGCGGUGUGGUUGGAAUGUUGUCUGGCGUGUUGGUACAACUACAGCUAUGUUUAGAUAGAUUUUUGUGCUUCUUGCGUGUAUUGAUCUUGUCAAAUCGAUUUCCUCGUGAUCGUGAAUGUGAUCAGUGUUAUAAUGUUUUGAGUGUUCGUUUCAUCUACAUGAUCUGACUUACGACGCUUCGUCCCCUUCUGCUCCUCUGAUGUACUUAUUCCGCUCAAGAGUUUCCUCCCUGUUCCAGCAAAAACUUACACUUUUCCCUAAUUCGAUCCAUCUCAACACAGUUUCGCCCCUACGUCUGCUACCUCUACGACGCGUUCUUUCCCUCGCUCGUUGCCGGCUACCACUUGCUGUUCUACGCAACAUUCGGCUCUUUUGACCUGCUUGCGAGCUCGUUUUUCACUUACAAGCUGCUCCUUCUGCUAGCCGUCUACCAGAGUGCGAUAAACGCGGGGCUAUACUACAGCGGUCGCUUCUUCUACUUUCUCAGCUCGUUACCAAGAAAGUACGCGAAUCCACCAGCACCACCAGUCUUUCCUUUGCUGUGCUAUCUAGCCCUACCAUGGAGCACUUUCACAGUGUGGUUGCUGAACGUGCAGCAAGCGUGGACACAAUACUCUAAUACCCGGUGGCUCACCACGCUGCUUCCCAUCCUGGCAAUAGUCUAUGCCGGAAGAUGGCAGCUCCGAAAGCCGUGUAUUUUGGCACUGCCGAGGGAUGGGCAACAGGUACUACAAGUUGUACAAACUCUAUGCAUCGCAAGAGUCGUUUGUUGUCCUUACAUCACUGACUUACGCAAACGUCACCUUCUUCACCUUAAAACUCUGUCGCACACUCUUGUCUGCCUUCCUCUAGUUUACAGAUUAGCCAGAUAGCUACUGAUGCUGUCGCUAUCUCGCUCCCACGACACGCAGCAGACUCAUAAUCAGAUGAUUCUUCUUCCUGACCUCGCGCUAGGCACAUUCAUUCAUUCAUUCAUUCAGAUAAAAACGGGUCUCGAUAUUGCUGUCGGCAUCGUGGUGUUUUCAGUGCUGCAUUUCGGGUUCCUGGAGAAUGAUUUCUUCCUCCGUACUAAAAACUGGAAGUACAUCUUUGCAGCCACGAAUGCCAUCUGGCCACCACUGAUUAUCUUUCGCUAUCGUAAAAUAGGCCUUCAUUCAACAAUCUUCAACUUUUUCCGCGCUGAAGGUAGAAGUACAGGAGGUUUUGGAACUACAACAAGCUCAGCAGCGUCGAGAGGAGGAGAACAAGAACAAGGACAAGCUAGUGGUAGUACGACCACAACCAGUGGCAGUGCACCUUCUUCAAUAAGUAGACACAAAACUACUCCUAGUUCUAUGGGAGGUGCAACUUCUAGUACAGCAAGUACAACAAAUAAUAUUAAAUCUUCGGGGUCAACCAUGUACUCGUCGCCGUCUGAUGAAGUUGCUGCUCGCCGUGCCAAAAUAGAGUCAAUGAGCAAGAAAGAGUUUGUAGUGGAGCUGACACGAAAGCUUGCCAGUACUGGAAAGAAUAUGUUCUUUGCUUCACGCUCCUCAGGGUCAUCCAAAAGCAAGGAGCCUAAGCCUCUAAUGAGACUACCAGUACUAGUUCCACGAUCUGGCACAAAAAACAAUGCUUCAUCUACAGAUUCGAAGAGAAUUGAUGACAGGACAAAGCCAAACGCAAAGACUUCUAUGACCUCGUCCACCUCAGGAGGUAUAAGAAGUAAAGAGCCACCACCAUCAUAUGGUGCAAUUUCUACUUCGUCUACUUCUGCCGCACAACAAAAAGCUUAUGUCCGUAGUCAGCCUGUAGAUUCACCCAUAGAGGAUGGGAGCGGGAAUGAAGCCUCCCCAUCUCCAGAGGACCAGCUCUACGUUGAAGCCGGUCUCCCCUUAACAAGAAAAGACGCAGGAAAGGAUGCCCUACAAGUGAGCGAACUUGUAAAGGAGCUGCGGUUGCAGCUGCAGUCCAGUCUAGCGAGCUUUGAUGCCUUAGUACUAGAGGAAGAGAUGGCAUCUUCAGAAGGCGUUGUCACACCUACUGGAGGAAGUACAGCCAGGAGUAACAAGGACCUCUUCAUUAGUAGGGCUACAACUAGGGACGAUAACAAGGACAUCACAAACACUAGUGGUCCUCGUGGCGAUAAAGAUGCAGCUGAGGACCCUGCUGACAACUCUACAACUUCACCUUCCUCUGGUACUCGUGCAGCUGGAGCUUCACCUAGUAGAAUAAUGCUCCCACCUCCUCCUGCUUCUCCGACAACAUCUUCUCCGAAAGCGUCUCCACAGCCUACUUCUAGGACUUUCAGAGCAAGACAUGCACUGUUAAAGAUGCCACUACUACUUCUACCUAGGAAGAGCCAGAUAAAGUGGCGGGCUGAUGUGGAAGCCCUUCUGGAUGAGCUAGGGAAAGGCUUAGGCGGCGGCAGUAAAGGCGAUAACGGUAGUCAGAAUAAAGACAAUGAGGUAGUAGACGAAGACAGUGGAACAGAAGAUGUCGAUGAAGAAACACUGGACCGACUCAUCGCGCAAGUCGAAGAACUGACCGCGCUGGCGAGUAAAAGCAUAGAGGAGAAUGAAGUUGUAGCUGGAAAACAAGAAGAAUGAAUAUAUUAUAUUAUAUUAUAAGUAACUUCGACUUCGACUUCAUCUUCUUGUUCUACUUCUAAAUCUAAAUUCCGCUAUUGUUACUCAGGAUCGACUUAUUUCAUACUCAUUUCUCCGCCUCGCCCUGCCCCUGCCUCAGCUCAUGUUGACGGAAUUACGUCAUCAUUACUGCGUUGUAAAAAUUACGAUGGAGGUACUUAGGACAUCUGAUAGUACAACUAAGAGGUAUAGGUGAUGACGUGGUUCCGGCGUGAGACGUAGGCCGAACGAGAGCACAGCGCUUGUUCGCUGUCGUGCAUCAUGAC
This is a messenger RNA of Amoebophrya sp. A25, 3673 nucleotides long. NCBI's taxonomy places the organism in Eukaryota, Dinophyceae, Syndiniales, Amoebophryaceae. The record is from the annotation of a GenBank genome assembly.